CAAACGCCGUGGUUGAUGCAUUGAGCGGGAAGUCCGUUGUAGCCUUACAAACACAGAUUACGCGAGACAUGGACAAGCUUCAACUCGAAGUCAUCUUGAAGAAAAUUCGAAGCAACCUUUUAGGUGUAUUGACCAUACAACCUUUUAGGACAACGGCGAGAUCUAGAGUUUCGAUGAUUCGACAAAAGGUAAUCGAAGGAAAAAUGAUAGAUUUUUCCUUGGAUAAGAAGAUAUUUGGUGCUAUCGAAUAG
This is a messenger RNA of Dovyalis caffra, 251 nucleotides long. The record is from the annotation of a GenBank genome assembly. Lineage: Eukaryota; Viridiplantae; Streptophyta; Magnoliopsida; Malpighiales; Salicaceae.